Molecule: messenger RNA, 5875 nt
Organism: Paramecium sonneborni
Lineage: Eukaryota; Ciliophora; Oligohymenophorea; Peniculida; Parameciidae
Source: the annotation of a GenBank genome assembly
AUGGUCUAUCAAAAAACUAGAUAUUUCAUUGAUUUAUACAUUAAAAAAUAUAUAAAAGAAUAGACAAAAAUACACUUAGUCAGUGAUUAUGUUAUAGAGAAUUUGAUUAAUUUAAAAAAAAACUAAAUUAAGGUUGAGAUUUAUUAAUAAAUAUACUAAAAAAUGUUAAAUACUUUGAUUAUCAUAAUCAAUGCUUUUAUUUUAACUAUUCUAUUUUGUCCAGUAUGGAUUAAGUGGUUAGCACGGUUGCAUAAGAAAGUUGUUGCUCUAAACUACUCCUAUAUACCAUUUACACUUUACAAUAUGGAAUUAAGAUAUUAAUACAAAAAACAUAUAAUAGUUGUUGUAAACAUAGCACGUAUACAAAUUUAAAAAAUUCCAAAUUCAUGGAGAUUUAAUGUAAACAUCAUUGAUCUGAGUUUACAAUUCAUCCCUAAUCAACCUAUAAAAAUUGGCUUUUAAUUCGAAGAGUAAUUGUAUAUAGAAAGACUCAAAUCCAAAUUCUUACCUUAUACUCAUUAAAAAAUAUUACACCGCAAAAGUAAAUAAAUUCCAUUUCUAUCGCUAUUAUUGGAAUCUUCAGCAAUUAAUUGUCUUUUUUUAACCCUCUCUCGCUUAAAUAUUCAUUUUAAUUAAAUUAAUGUCACAUUACCAAAACUCAAUUCUAAAGAGAAGGAUUUACCAGAAAUGAUUAUAAAUGUAGAAUAAACAUCAAUAUUUUUACAUCUUAAUUAAAAUGGUCAUUUAUAAUGGAAACUCAACAGUGAAGGUGCUAAUAUGUAAUAAUGUUUAACUAUUACUAAAAUUAAUUUAGAUGCUAUCACUAAACCUGGAUUAUUAAUUGAUCUAUUAGAAGAACACAGUUAUAUUGAUGUAAACAUUUAAGAAGUACGAUGGUUUUGUAAAAGUUAAUAUUUUUAUACAAUGGAUGUCUUAGCUAAUGAAUUUUGGACUAGACCAGAUAUUAAUAAAAUUCUUAAAAAAUAAUUUAAUGAAAAAGGGUUUAUGUUUUUAGGUAAACCAAGAAAAACGAAUCUUUACUUUGGAUCCUUUAAAAUUGAAUUCAGCAUUUUCAAUGAUUCUGAAAAUUAAAAAAACAAUUCUUUUCAUAUUUUAACUCAAAAGUUUUAUAAAUAUACCUAAAAUAAACUUGUAUUUGAAUGGCAACAAUUAAAAUAUUAUGGAUAAUAUAAUAUUGUUGACACAGAUUAAAUUAAAAAAGCAAUUAUAAAAUGUAAACAGUUCACAGUGAAUACAUUAUAAGAAGAUAUUAGAUUUUAAGAUAUUUCUUGGAAUAUUGAUUCUACAUCCAGCAAUACUGUUCACUCUAAUGAUAAUACAAAACAUUUUAUCAGAUAUGCUGAUCUUAUUAUUAAUUUAUCUCCAUAACUGAUUAAAUUUUUUACUCUUAUUUAAACUGAAUUAGCAUCUGAAUUCAGAGUUGCAUUUAUUGAAAAUUAUGAAUAAAGCAAAUAUUUUAAAAAAUAUAAUCGCAUUGCUAAAGAAAUGUGUUGUUAAUUUUUAAAUAUUGAUUUAAAUAGUGCUUUAAGAACAUCAUAUGAUUUUUUUAUUACUAAUAAAUUUUAAAUUAAUUUAAUCUAUGAUGGAACAAUCAUUAACUCAAUCACGAUUAAUUAAUUUCAUUAUAUUUCAAGCGAAGGAGAUGUUAACGAAUCUUCAAUUACAUUUAAAAAUUGCUAGAUGACUAGUAAUAUUAGUUAAACUGAUGGCUUUAUCCAAGAUUUUAAAAUGCAAACAAACCCUCAAAAUAUUAAUUACAAUUUUAAUACCUUUUAAUUAUUGGUUGAACAAUAAAACAUAGAAAAGAUUUUAAGAAUUUAUUAACUUUAGAAAAUUUUUAGAUCAUAGUUAUCCAAAUUUACAUCUUUCAAAUUAACACCUUUAGAAAAAAAAAAAUCCAAAGCCAAUAAACCAAUAAUUAAAGAUAAAAUUAUUAAUUGUCAAAAGGUAAAACUAAAAUAUUUGUCUGAACCUUUUUUGGCUGAAAUAAAUUUAAAAGAAAUCAAAACAUAGGAUCCUAAUAACAUUGAUUUAAAUUAAUUCUCAAUUAAAUUUUAAAAUUCUUCUUUAUUUGUAAUAGAUUAAAUUUAAACUAAAAAUAGUGCUUAAUUAAUGUAAAUUAAUAUUAAGUUUGCAAAACUCAAUUUUGAAGAAGAAGUUAGAGAUAUUAAUGUAUUUCUAGCUGGUAUAAAAUAAAUGAAUACAAUUGUGUCUAGAAAAUAGAUUUUCGAUAUUAAUUAAGAAGAAAUAGAUACUUCAUAACUUAGAAAAAGAAGAUCUUCUCAUGAUGGUGUUCUAAAGUAAAUUACAAGUAAUUAAGAUUAAACUACAAAAUUAAGAUCAAUUUUUGGAAAAAAUACAAAUCUAAAUAUUUAAAGUUUUGAAAUUCAGGUUUAAGACACAAAAUUAAAUGAUGCAUUAUGUAAAUAUAGAAGAUUUUAAGAAAAAUUUGAAACAAUAAAAAGUAGAUAAAAUGAAAGCAGGGUAUUAGAAGGUUUAAAAACCUAAUAAUCAUAUCCUUUAUUUCAUUUAAAAUUCUAGAAUCUGAAUUUUAAAUUUAAAAAAUAGAAUUUAUCUAUGAAUUAAGUACUUGAUAAAAUUACCAAAUUAGAUUCUCAUCCAACUUAAUUAGAUGAAUCUUUCUUUGAAUAUUUUGAAUUAGCGAAUUGCGAAAUUUUAUUGGAAUAAAUAAAAAUAUCAAUAAGAGAUUAUAAGCUUAAUUUACUUGAUUUAAGGGGCAUAAAAUUAAACACUUUUUUAUGUAUUUCUAAAUUAAAUACAUAAAAUAUAUAGAUAGGAUUGAGAGUAUUUUAUGAUUUAAGUUUAGAAAUUAAAUAAUUACAAAUAGCAGCAGGAUUAAAUUUAGUAUUUGCUUUUAGAGAAAUCUCAAAUAGAAUUAAUUAAAUAAUGGGCUAGAGUGUAAAUUAAAUAUAAGAUAAAAUUAUAAUAAAAGAAUAAUUAGCAUUUUGGGAUAGAUUUAGAUUAAAAUUUCAUGGUAAAUUGCAUUUUUAACUUGAUCACUUAAUUUUAUAAAUUACAACUGAUAUUUUACCAUAUUCAAUUGAUUGUAUAAAAUUAUCAUCUAAGUAAAUAAAUAUAGAAUUUUUAAAUUGGACAUUAAAAGGAUAAGCUGAUAAGUUAAAAUUAGGUAGAAUACCAAAAAUCUAGAAAGUUCUCUAUAUUCCAAGAAUUCAAAUGGUAACUGAAUUCUAUUGGUUUGCUUAAAAGGAUCAAUAUGAUCAUUAUUUUUACAUGAGAAAACCAUAUUUUAAUUAAAUAAAUGAUGGUUUAAAUGAUUUUAUAAGUCAAUAAUUAUAGAUUGAAAUAAAAGUAGAUUGUAUUCAAUAUGAACAUUAUUAAGAAUCUAAUUUUAGAGAUUAACAAAAGCAUAGUUUUUUUAUUCAUUACUAAAAUUAAUUUAUGAGAUGGUUAAAGAACAGACCUAUAUUGAGACAUGAUGUAUUAAAAAUGUUUUCUGUUAAAAUAAAUAAAUUACCAUAAGUAAUGGAUAAUGAAAUAUCUGAAAUAGAAUGGAAUAUGUAUGCAGACUAUAAAACAUUAGUUAAUUAUACAUAUAUAAAAUUAAUGGAAUCAUUAAUAAUUAAGUAAUCAUUAUUUUAGCAUACAAAAAAGAUAAAUAUAAGAGUAUAUUCAAAUAAAUUUAGAAUGUUUUUUACAAAUUCUGAAAAACCAGUAUCACACAAUGAAACUUUUUUAAAACAUAAAGAUAUUCCAUUUAUUGGAUUUUAAACAUUAUUAUAAUCCUUAAAAUUUAAUCUAUAAUUAGAACCAAAUCGAAUAGAUAAAGAAUGGAGAUUUGAAGUUUAAUCAAUAGCAGCUAAAUGUGAUUAAUUAGUAUCUUCAAUGUUUGAUGGAAAAUAGAUGUUAGAAAUGGAAUAACCAGAACCUUUGAGUUAAUAAGAAUAAUUUGUUAAUUUUUUUGAUAUUCAGCCAGUGGAUUAUUAUUAGAGUGAAUUAAAUUAAUCAUAAAAUUUGUAAAAUAUGACUUUUCAUGAAUUAAAAAAAUUAAAGAAAUUUCUUAAACAACCUUUUAUUAUCAACACUACUUUGACUCCAUAAUAUCAUUUAUUUAAUUUAUAAACAGAUGAAUCAUAUUUAUAAGAUUCAUUGGAAGAUGUUAAACUAAGAGGGAGAGCAUCAGGUAUUCAAAUUAAACCAUAAGCUAAAAAUGAAUUUAGUGCUUUUGACAUUUUUUUAAUAGCUAAAUCAUUAGAGUAUAAAUAGAAUUAAAAAAUAUAAUUAUAGGAUGAAGACGAUGAUAGUAAAGCUGUAAUGACUUAAAAAAUAAUUAAGAAUUUCAUUUCUGCUUUAAAUAGUUAAUUCCUAUUUACAUUUUACCUUUAAGAAAUUUGGGGUAAUGUUUUUGAAAGCCUUGAAAUUCCAUAGAAUAAUGAGACUAAAUAAAAAUUUGAUCAGUAAAUAAAUUAAACAAAACCUAAAUCAUUUAGCAGAGAAGAAUUAAUAUUGAUGGUUUCAUUAGUUAAUCCUUAAUUUAAUUUUUAAUAUCAUAAUGCUAAUUGUUAAAUGAUUUUAACAUCUCCAAAAGAUUGUUAAAUUAUAAUGUCAGAAUACAUUCUUCCAUUUGAUAGUUUAGAAAUUGAUAAAAAAAUAGUUACUAAAUUAAUAUUUAAUGGAUUAGAUUGUUAAGUAUUAUAAAAACAUUUAGAUGCUAAAUAAACUGUAAGAUUUCUAAAUCAAGAUUAUGAAAAAAUUGUUAAAUGUGAUUAUGCUCUUUUUUAGAUUUAAAAUUAUUAAUUAAGAGAAAAUGCAAGAGAUUUUACAGAAAUAUCUUCAUUAAAUAAAAAAAAUAAUCCUAAUUAUUGGAAUUAAGAAUUAAGAAGACCAAUAGUAUAAGUAAAAGUUGGUUAAUUAAAUGCAACAAUGAAAAAAUACUAAUUAGAUCAAUUUUUAGAUAUGUUAACAUUUAUGGAAAUGGCAGUAACAACAAAAAAUGAAUUCGAAAAUAAGGAAAGAUUUUAUAGAAAUAAAUUAAAAGAAUUAAAUUAAUAUGGUAGUAAAUAGAUUGAUCAAUUAAUUAAAAAGAAAAUAUCAGAAAAUCUUGAACAUUAUGGAGCUGAAAAAUCAAAAUUAGAUUAUGCUAUUAAAGAAACUAGUCUAUCUUUAUUAGAUGAAUAAGAAGUUAGCUUUAUUUUAUUCAAUAUUAGAUAAAUUAGAAUUAUAGAGACAGUUUUUGAAAAUGAUAGCCAUAAAAUUGAUAUUUUACUUUAAGAUAUGGAUGCAAUUAACAAAAUAGAAUAAGAUCCAGACUAUAAGAUGGUUUUAAGUUAGGAACUAAAAGAAAAUAGAUCAUAACCUUUUUUUAGAAUGAUUAAAAAGUUCUACCCUCUUUAAAUUUAUUAAUAAAAAUGGUUUGUUAUUGAUUAAAAUGAUAUCAAAAUGAAUCCUCUUACAAUUAUACUGACAGAUGAAUUAUAUGAUCAAUUUUAUACUUAUUUUUUUGGUGAUGAAUAAACACAAAGGAAUAAUAGAUUAAGUAUAGAAAAAAAAGAAUAAAUGAAAUGUAUUUUUAUAUUUAUAAAUAUCUUAGCUGCUAUGGAGAAUAUAUCUAAGUAAAUACCAGAUUAUUUUCAUUCCUUAUAAGUUAGUGAACUUAAAUUAAUUGCCACAUUCAAACAUCCAUCCAAAAUUAAGAGAUUUAAAGAUGUAACUAUCUAAUUAGAACCAUAUAAAUCUCCUAAAUAAUUCACUACCACUAAAGAAGUAUAAAAAUUUAUCUUAUUAUUGUUAGCAAUUUGAUGAAUUCGCAGCUUUUGUUCUAAAACAAAUUUCUACAUAGAUAUUCUCUAUCAUUGGAUAAAAGCUCUUUGGAUGA